Pimephales promelas (fathead minnow) is the source of this 1941-nucleotide messenger RNA. NCBI's taxonomy places the organism in Eukaryota, Metazoa, Chordata, Actinopteri, Cypriniformes, Leuciscidae. The record is from RefSeq and is a predicted model, not a curated record.
CACACACCCACACUGUUAUCUGCUGGCAUUGUGAUUUCUCCAGUGGCUGCGUUACCCUCUAUUUCCAUAUGGAGGCUCUCAUAUUAAUUUUACUGCGUUUCCUUUAAUGCAGAAGAACAGAAUGAUCAGAAUUAAAACGUGCUGCAGAUGAAUCUUCUCUUUUAUUCGCUCUCAGUGGUCUUCAUUUUACUCGACAAUGGUGUUUCCGGUGUUGGAUCCGAUGAAGUGUCAGUGCUGGAGGGAGAUUCAGUCACUCUAUACACUGGUGUUCAAACAAUCCAACAAGAAGAUAUUAAAUGGUAUUUUGAAGACACUCGCAUCGCUCAAAUCAAUGGAGAUCUCAGUAAGUUCUGUACAGAUGUUCAGUGUAAUAAAGGCACUGAGAGAUUCAGAGACAGACUGAAGCUGGAUCAUCAGACUGGAUCUCUGACCAUCACACACACCAGAAACACACACUCUGGAGAAUAUACACUGAAGAUCAUCACCAGCAGAAUCAGUGGAAAUAUCUUCAAUGUUUCUGUUCAUGGUGUUUCUGCUGCUGAACGAGAUGAAGUGAAGAGAGAGUCAGUGAAGGAGGGAGAAUCUGUUACUUUACAUCCUGGUGUAAUAAGAAAACCAAGUGAUGUGAUGAUGUGGUAUUUUAAUGAAACUCUCAUCGCUGAAAUCACUAGAUAUCAGAGUCAGAUCUGUACAGAUGUUCAGUGUAAAGAGAGAUUCAGAGACAGACUGAAGCUGGAUCAUCAGACUGGAUCUCUGAUCAUCACACACACCACAAACACACACUCUGGAGAAUAUCAACUACAGAUGAUCUUCAUCAACAGCAGCUUCAGCAUCACUAGAGUGAAGAGAUUCAGUGUUUCUGUCAUCGGGUCAGGUCUGUCUCCAGGAGCUGUAGCAGGAAUAGUUGUUAGUGUUCUUCUGCUGGUUUCUGCAGUUGUUGGUGCUGCUGGUGCUGUGAUUUACUAUCGUCACCACGGUACACAUACACCAGUACCACAGGAUGAGGGGGAUGCUGUUGACCCACCAGCUGAUCCCAAUUACUUUCCUGUGGAGGACAUGCAACAUCCAGGUGAUGCUGAUAACCCACGACCUGAUCCACAUGACAUUCCUGUGGAGCACAUGGAACAUCCAGACUUUAUAAUUUUGAUGCACUGAAAUGAACACUGAAGAGAAUUUGGAAAUGAUGGAAAAAGAUCAGGUGAAACUCUUUAAUUGUCACUAUUUCUAAAUUUCAGUGAUCGGUACCAAUACGAGUGAAAUUGGCAUUUAGCCUUAAACACUAAACACGCUUGACCUCCCUACAACUUCAGAAAUACCUCUAAUGUGAAUUAACGUGCCAAAAUGACUUUUGUCAUCACUGUUUACUGAAGCAUAUCUAGUGAAAGGGAACAGGCUUCUGUUUGGGGAGAAGAUCUUUAAAUAGAGGUCUUAAAGUAUCAAGGUCCAAUGAUGGAAUGUCUAUUUAUGUUUACAGAAGUAUGUGGUGUGUGCAAUGUGCAUGUCAUGAGUGCUGAAUGUUGCUCCUGGUACAGUCUGAAAACAAUGUUCUUUCAUUCUAUUGAACCGUAUAUUUAAACAUGUAACUUAAAGGAAUUUAGCAUUAAGCUUUGUAUUAGUAGAAAACCUGUAGUAUUUUCGCAUUACCAUUGUAAGGUUGAAGAGAAAAUAUAUGACCAGUGUUCUUUGAAGACAACGGACAUUGCUUGCAAAGGUCCACCUUCUUUUGAGCUUUUCACAUUUGGCCACAAAACUGCUUCUGCUGACACUGGAAAGGGGGGGGCCCUCCCCCUCCCCUGAAGCCCCCGGGCCCAGCACUAUUGGCCAUGGUUUCAUUCUCCCAAAAGGGAGUCAGACUGUUUUUCUUCAAACUCAGAAACUGCAACCUUACUGACUGAAGAGGACAACCUCAUUUUUAUGAAAAAACUCAUAAAAAUGUGACAC